GGAGGGGCCUCGCUUUCAUUCCUCACCCCUCCACCACCAGCACAAUGCCCACAUUCCUUCACCAGCCAUUAUGACGAGGAUCUCAAACCCGGAUGCGGUCGCCGAUGCUGUCCUCGAAGCUUUCGACAAGCUACCAGCGAAGUGCAAACCACGACCCCGUCACAAUGGGGCGCGCGAAUGGAUACCACUGGCCGGGAUCGUGAUGGCGAAGGGAAAGACGGGAAGCUAGAAUGCGUAUCUCUAGGAACUGGCAUGAAAUGUCUCCCAAGCAGUAAAGUUCCCCACGCCCACGGCAACAUCCUACAUGACUGGCACGCUGAAGUGCUCGCCAUCCGCGCCUUCAACCGCUUUCUACUGGAGGAGUGUUUAGCUGUGCUGAGACCACCGCACACGCCUUCACCCUAUCUGUCCCAUCGUGAUCCCCAGACAGCAGCAGCAGCAGACUUCCAGGCGUUUAGCAUCAGAGAAGAUGUCCAAAUCCACAUGUACUGCUCCGAGGCACCAUGCGGAGACGCCAGCAUGGAACUCGUCAUGGACGCGCAAGAGGAUGCUACACCGUGGACAUCAGCACCGGAGUCCGUCCCCGGUCUACCAGACCUAGAAGCCAUAUCCUCUGCCGAAGUGACAGUCCUUCGAGGUCGCUCGCAUUUCGGUCAUCUGGGCGCAGUACGACUGAAACCUUCAAGACCUGAUGCUCCACCGACGCUAUCCAAAUCUUGCACCGAUAAAAUAGCACUGACGCAGUGUACCUCGCUGCUCUCCAGUCUCACAUCCCUCCUGAUGUCACCUAGGAACGCAUACCUCACCUCUCUCGUCCUUCCCCAAAGCCAGUACGUCGAAUCCGCAUGCAUCCGAGCCUUCAGUCGCUCAGGCAGAAUGUCGCGUAUAUCCCCAGAUAUGGAGAAGAGAUGGUCUGGCGGCUACGCCUUCCACCCCUUCUCCGUCCACGCCACAUGCCGCGAGUUCAAGCACUCACGCAGGAGUGUCGCACCCUCGGAAAAACCCAUCCCCUGCAAUCUCAGUGCGCUGUCGACGCCUCAUUUCCAAGAGUCGCUGAUCGGCGGCGUGCUCCAGGGGAGGAAGCAGCUUGAUCCGCGGGGCGCGAGUCGGGUCAGUCGCAGGUCGAUGUGGAAAGCUGUACUUGAGCUUGCGGGGCUUGUCGGAGUUCCGCUGCUCCUGGAGGCUGUGAGGAAGGAGAGGUACGGGGAUGUGAAGGAGGGGGAUGCGCUGGCUGCUCAUCGGCAGGUGAAGGAGGAUGUGAGGGGGGUGUUGAGGGGGUGGGUGAGAAAUCGAGGAGAUGAGGAGUUUGGGUUGGAUGUGGAUGCGGAGGGGCCGAGAUGAUAGGUUCGAAAAGGUAGGGCGUUUGAUGCUCUCUUGCCAAUUGAUCUGAGGUCAUGAGAAGUAUUCGUUUGGUAUCUGUUCGACCUGUAUUCCCUCGCGGCUAUAUGCCACUGCUCCUGUUAACCUGAUGGGAGGUGCCAGAUAAGCAGAUGUUGUGUCGGAGUAUGUAGGUGCAUUUGAGCAUGUUGGGAAGAUCAGUGUCGGAAACAGAGUCCAUGCGACGCUAAACAUGCGCCAAAUGCUUUGCCCUGUGCAAACUCCAAGUGACGCUUUAGGUGUUAUCCCCGACGUAUGCAAAUCAAACCGCGCCAUCUUUUCCGAUUUCCAAC
Messenger RNA from Westerdykella ornata, 1670 nucleotides. RefSeq lists its product as uncharacterized. NCBI's taxonomy places the organism in Eukaryota, Fungi, Ascomycota, Dothideomycetes, Pleosporales, Sporormiaceae. The record is from RefSeq and is a predicted model, not a curated record. Gene Ontology annotation, biological process: tRNA wobble adenosine to inosine editing. The transcript is spliced from 3 exons. Gene Ontology annotation, molecular function: tRNA-specific adenosine-37 deaminase activity; RNA binding. The coding region runs from base 178 to 1341 and encodes 387 amino acids.